Calypte anna (Anna's hummingbird) is the source of this 3368-nucleotide messenger RNA. Its product is annotated as suppressor of tumorigenicity 14 protein-like. Lineage: Eukaryota; Metazoa; Chordata; Aves; Apodiformes; Trochilidae. The record is from RefSeq and is a predicted model, not a curated record. Gene Ontology annotation, molecular function: serine-type endopeptidase activity; protein binding. Bases 1 to 2334 code for a protein of 777 amino acids. The transcript is spliced from 17 exons. Gene Ontology annotation, biological process: proteolysis.
AUGGUCCGAGCUUUCCCUUCCAGCCGCAUUUCUGUGUACAGCAUACCAGAUCCAUACGACUCUGGACAGGAAAGUCAGCAUAUUCGCUACUGCUUGUCCUACCAAGAAAGCUUGCAUCAGAAGUAUUGUUUCUUCAGAUGGAGGAGGUUGUGUUUCUGGCGAAGAUGGCUUCUGGGAAUAUUACUUAUAGUUACUGUAAUUGUUACAGUAAUCGUGCUAGUCCUGCACUACUCAUUCUCUCCAGCUUUCUCCUUUAUGUAUAUUGGUGGAAGUGUAGAAAUUCCUAAUUUGACUUACACAAAUGACCUCAGUAAUCCAACGUCACAGAAAUUCCUCCUGCAAGCAGAAGCAAUCCAAAAUUAUUUUGCAGAAUCCUAUGAGUCUUCAUCCUUGGGAAGGUAUUACUUGAAGUCUGUAGUGGCUGCUUUCAGUGAAGGAGAGUCUGGACUUAGAGCUUACUACUGGAAUACAUUCUGGGCACCAAAAGAUAUCAUUGCUGCUAUUAAAAAAUUAACCCCAGUGGAGCAAAAAGAAAUCAGUAGUAAACAAGCAGCACCUAUGAACAGGUCUUCUGGGGAGGAAGAUUUUGAUCUCAUUACAAUGGAGCUUUUUGUUUCAGAUUCCACAGAAUAUGAUGUGAUGUUAAAAUCAGCAGUCUCCUUUGACCUGUAUGCCAAGCCAGGUAACAACAGGACUCUAACUCUGAUGAAUCCCAAAAAGUCUUUUUAUCAAUGGAGACUUCGAGUUCCUUCCAACUGUGUGGUGAGACUGGUAGUUACCUCUUCACAUGGUGUCACUCCGGAGAGCUGUGCAUCACACCACUUAUCAGCAUAUGAUUUCCUUCUUCCUCUGCAGAACAAGAUCAUCACAAGAUGGUGUGGAUCUGGGGCCUGGACUCCUGUUGUACGCUUAACAUCAUCAAGUAAUGUAAUGUUGCUCACCUUCUCAUUGGACCCAAGAGAUGAGAGCAACACACUAAAAGCUCACUUCCAAGCCAUUCCUAAAAUCAUGUGUGGAGGUCAUUAUAUAUCCUGGAAUGGGACACUGAGUUCCCCUUAUUACCCAAGUUACUACCCACCAAAUAUUGACUGCAGCUGGAUCAUCAGAGCACCAUUGCCUGGUUACAAGCUCUUGUUAAAAAUCCUCAUAAUACAAAUUCAAGAGAAGUCUCCAGGGUCUAGUAAAUGUGAUAAAGACUGGUUAGAAAUUGAUGGGGUUAGAUACUGUAAAACUCUCUCAGAAAACAACAGAAACAAAGAAUAUGGCUAUUCUGUCACAAUCAACUUCCAUUCUGAUGAACUGGUCACCCACAGAGGGUUUUUUAUUGAGUACAAAGCCUUCAGUUACACAGAUCAUUGUAAUCCAGAACAGUUGAAGUGUGGUGAUGGGAAGUGUAAGCAACAGUAUAAGACUUGUAAAGAUGAUGACAGCUGUGGGGAGGACAGUGAUGAAAACAGGUGCUCCUACAAAAGUUGCUCCCCACAUGCAUACAAAUGUCUCAAUGGAAAAUGCUUGCUGAAAACAAAUCCUGAGUGUGAUGGGAAAAGAGACUGUGCAGAUGGAUCUGAUGAAAUGAACUGCGCUUGUGGAAGACCCCAGCUUAAGAAAAACAGAAUUGUUGGAGGUGAAGAUGCCAGAUCUGGAAAGUGGCCUUGGCAAGCAAGUUUACAGAUGGGAGUGCAUGGCCAUGUAUGUGGUGCAUCUCUUAUUUCCAAUAGGUGGCUCAUAUCUGCUGCCCAUUGCUUCCUGGAUUCUGAUUCUGUGAGAUACUCCAGUCCUUCAGGAUGGAGAGCAUAUAUGGGCUUACACACUAUUAAUGAAAAGAGCAAUCGUGUAGCUAUGAGACCAAUCAAAAAGAUUCUUGUCCACCCACAGUAUGACCAAUCUAUCUCAGACUAUGACAUUGCCCUGUUGGAAAUGGAGACACCCGUGUUCUUCAGUGAGCUGGUACAGCCCAUUUGUUUACCCAGCACCUCUAGAGUAUUUGUUUAUGGAACUGCCUGCUAUGUAACUGGCUGGGGAGCCAUAACAGAAAAUAGUCACCUUGCCAAAACACUACAGGAAGCUCGAGUGAGAAUAAUUAACCAAAGUGUUUGCAACAGGCUGUAUGAUGAUCUUAUCACACCACGUAUGCUGUGUGCUGGGAAUCUUAAUGGUGGUGUUGAUGCAUGCCAGGGGGAUUCUGGAGGUCCUUUGGCCUGCACAGGAAAGGGAAAUAGGUGGUACCUUGCUGGCAUUGUGAGCUGGGGUGAAGGAUGUGCCCGGCGCAAUCGUCCUGGUGUAUACACUAAGGUGACAGCACUUUAUGAGUGGAUUCGUCGGAAUGCAAACUGAUGUGCCAAGGAAAAAAUGUAAAUCUGCCUUCUGAAAGCUGCUUCUGACUGUAGUCUGCUGUGUCCAUCUUGGAUAUGUAACAUGAAAAUGCCACUGACUGUUUCUUUGAGGAUGAAUUCCUAGUGAAGAAACUCUCAUUCGAUGUACACCAAUCAGUACCUGUUCAGAGUCAGACCAACAUCAUCUUCCUUAUCUGCAGCAGCAGCAGCAGAAACAACACUGCCUUAAAAACAACAUAAAAUGGCUUAGAAUCUACAACAGAAGUCCAUCCAGAUUUUUCUUCUGAAAAUCCUCUCCCCUCCUUUCAUCUCCCUUGCUCUGUGUGUAUCUGUGUAAGUUUCUACACACACAUAGCUGGAUAUCCAUGGACACAUCCCAUAUAUAUUCAAUUCAUACAUUCUACUUUAGAGAUGUCACAGGAUUCUUAACAUAAAUAAUUUUUUCAUGUUUCUUGAAUAUACAAGUACUAUAAUCAAUACAGUGUACAAAGCUGAGAUUAGUUCAUUCCCUAGUUAUGCAGCCACUGUAUGACUGUUCCUUUCUGGGCUGUAACUUUUGGGCUGUCUCCUGUAUUUUCCUAAGAACUUGUGAUAUAUAGUUCACAAAUGUUAGAAUGCAAGAAAUUUUCAUUAAAGAACUGGGAGGGCAUAAAUGAGGUUCUUUGAGAUGUUUAAAUAACAGGAAACAAAUACUCAGUUUUAGUUAAUUAAAUAAAGAAAAAUAUGGUGCUUUCUUAUAUUUUCUUUAAAAUUUGAACAUAGCUGUGGGGUCUGAUGUUUGCAAUAUGUUAUGGGUGUGUUUCCCCAGCUUUGGCUCUUAUAUGCUCUGUGCGUUUUUCCAUGCUACUGGUGGGUUUGUGCUGCUUUUCUUGAUGUCCUUGCUCUACAGCAAAGCAGAGUUUCAAGGUCAGUGUUUUUUGGUUUGUAUCUUCCUGGGAUGUGCCCACCUGGCUACACGACAUUAAAAGGGACAUAAAAGGAGUGGUCUUCAUAGUUGGUCUUCAAUUUGUGCGCAGUGUUUACAAGUGCUUAGCU